AUGGCGGAAGUGGAGGAAAAGCUGAGGGAGCUGGUGCAGCAGCCCGACCAACGUCUGCGGGACUUCGCUUAUGAUUACAAGGCCCUGUGUCUCAAAUGGAAACCGGAUAUGCCCGAGGAAGAAAUCGUGAGACGCAUACUUAACAACACAAAUCCAAAAGUAGCGGGGUGUUUGAGAGGAACUGUCCAUACGGUCACAGACCUGGUGAAAGUGGGGUCCAUGGUGGAGAAAGACUGUGGUAGCGCUAAAGGCUAUUGGCAGAAAGUGCAUGCCUCCACCGAGGGAACUGGGAAAAGGGCCCUAGAAAAAAGAGGCGGGAAUAAAUUCAAUGCAGUUGUCACCCAACCUCCACCGCCCCAAAUGCCGAGAGCAGAGCUGCUGUUGGUUCCUCUUACCAUAUGCAAUGUCCAGGGAGUAGCUGUGGUGGAUACCGGAAGUACCUACACGCUCAUGCGAGAGGGUCUAUGGAGGAACCUCCAUGGCACCUCAAGAGACUUGAUUCCAUCAGAGGACCAGAGGUUUGUCAUGGCGGAUGGAACCGCGCAUGUUGCCCUGGGAAAACAACGCUUCGGACUGGACUGGCAUGGUCGAAAGCUGAGUGUCGAGGCGCAUGUUAUGGACGACAGACAUCUCGCUUUUCCCAUGAUAAUCGGACUGGAUUUUCUGACUGAUGCUGGGGUUAUCCUAGACCUGGCUAAACGCACCGGGUCCAUGGACGAGAACUGUUCCGAGGGUGCAUUUAUAUUACGCACCCCAACCGGGCAGAUUCCUGCCAUGCUGGACCUCGUAUCCGCUCAUGAUGAACUCUGUCUCUGUCGACCAGCCCAAUGA
Knipowitschia caucasica is the source of this 831-nucleotide messenger RNA. The record is from the annotation of a GenBank genome assembly. NCBI's taxonomy places the organism in Eukaryota, Metazoa, Chordata, Actinopteri, Gobiiformes, Gobiidae.